AUAUGAUAAAUCUUACACAUACUAUUUUUUCAUUAAUGUUAACUGACGUCGGACCGUUAAAAUUUAACAGAAAUCUAGUCAGCAUUGACAUGACUUUUGACGUGGAAUUUUAUAUCCAAUUUUGAUUUAUUUUUCCAUGUUACUUAACAAAAUAAAAUAAAAUAAUAAAAACAAAAAAUCUAUAAUUCCCCAACGAACCGAGACCCUAUCGCCACAUCCACCGACAAUUAUUUAUGGAGAAGCUUCAACCCCCUCUACGAUGUUGUCUUCUCUGCGACGGGCGACCCUUCCUGGAUUGGAUCCCUUCUGGCGACAGGUGUUGCGCUAGUGGUGGCCUGGAAACGAGGAGCCUGCGCUGCCGACGUCGGUUGAAUUUGGAUGGUGGAGUGGCGACGAGGACUACGAGGAGUCACUCCCAUGCCCUUUUCGUUGCUGCUUCAGCGUUCGCCCUCAAUCCUCCACCGCAUUCCUAUUGUCAAUCCGCCGUCUUCUCGCGGCAUAGAGAACAAACAAAGGAGAAGAUGAAUUAGAUAGAAGAUUGGAGCACGAGGGAGUGCCUGAAAUCCCGAGCACGAUAAGAAUCUAUGGCGCGAUGGAGGAUGGAGGCAGGGGAGCAUCUGAUUUCCAGAGAGAAGAGAAGUGGAUUUUAGGAUGGGUUUGGGAUUCAAUCAGGGUAUUGGAAUGGUUCUGGGUUUGGGAUUCGAUCGAUCAGGGUAUGAGAAUGGUUCUGGGUUUGUGAUUCAAUCUUGAUCUUCGGCUUCCCGUAAUUGGGUCAGGGAUGGUGAAGAUAGAAGAACACAUGACGAUGACAGACAAGGUGAAUCGCCGACCGUAGGGGGCGGAGAUGAAGGGGUGACAAAUUGGGUUUUUUUGGCGGCUAGGGGUGACAGAGCUGAGCGAGAUCGAAGAAAGGGAAGAUGAAUCCGUCGUCGCUUGCUGUCCCAACCACUGUUGGGUUAAGGAGAAGAUGGAAUGAGGCAUAGAUUGGAGAAGUUUACAUUUUUAAAAUUUUGAAUUAAAAAUAUGAGUUGUCAAUUACGUGGUUGCCACAUCAACAAAAGCCAACGUUAAGUUGACCAUCAUCUAGUCAACUGUUAUAUAUAACAGUCAACAAAAUCGUCAUGCCAUAAAUGACACAAUUAUAAUAGAUUGGGACAUUUUUG
Messenger RNA from Linum trigynum, 1163 nucleotides. NCBI's taxonomy places the organism in Eukaryota, Viridiplantae, Streptophyta, Magnoliopsida, Malpighiales, Linaceae. The record is from the annotation of a GenBank genome assembly.